Molecule: messenger RNA, 2364 nt
Organism: Periophthalmus magnuspinnatus
Lineage: Eukaryota; Metazoa; Chordata; Actinopteri; Gobiiformes; Gobiidae
Gene: ppp2r3b
Product: protein phosphatase 2, regulatory subunit B'', beta
Exons: 15
Coding region: 166-1893 (575 amino acids)
Biological process (GO): protein dephosphorylation
Cellular component (GO): protein phosphatase type 2A complex
Molecular function (GO): calcium ion binding; protein phosphatase regulator activity
Source: RefSeq, a predicted model, not a curated record
ACGCGCUUCGAGAUUCAGAAAAGUUAACGCCAGGAAGACACUUGUCGGCGCCAGCUAUAAACUGUUUUUCCCGGACAAAAUCAACACUAUAAUGGAGAUAUCUUUAUUUUGAACCCCCUCCUCUCUGUUUUUUCUCAGACGUCCCCGUAUCUACCACUGGUCAAAAUGCCAUCUCCUCAAAUCCUUCAGCCAGUUCUGAAGAUGAAGGUGGAUGAGCUCUUUCUUACAUGGCUGAGUGACCCUACCACACAGUCAAUGCUGAAGGACUACCUCCACCUAAUUAAAAACGGACAGUACACUGAACCAUGCAAAGGCGAUGAUGUUGAACAGGAUUCGCUGUCAUUAACUGAGAACAACAACGUGACCUGUAAGAACAACCAAGCAGAGCGGAAAGUUGCUCCCCUCAGCACUGCAUCCAGUCCUCCCUCUGCUGCCACAACCCUGCCCUCGGGAAGCUGUGCCAACACAAGAGUAACUGGGCAUAAUGGAAGAAUACUUCGCAGAUCUGUCAGCACAAAGAAGGCGCAGGUGAGGCCGGAGGAGCCCGUCCCCGCAGCACUGAGUGAAAGCAUUCCAAAGUUUUACUUCCCUCAAGGCAGGCCUCAAGCCAAUCUCAACAUCGACAGCCUCAUUUCUAAAAUAGAGAAAACAUUUUCCCAGUUUCCGAAUGAAAGGGCCACCAUUGAUGACAUGGGCCAGGUCGCCAAGGCCUGUGAGUGUCCUCUCUACUGGAAAGUGCCAUUGUUCUGUUUGGCUGGAGGCGACAGGACCGGCUUUGUGUCUGUUCACAAGUUCGUGGCUAUGUGGAGAAAGACGCUGCAGACCUGUCACGAUGACGCCUCUAAAUUUGUGCACCUCUUGGCCAAACCCGGCUGUAAUUACCUGGAACAGGACGACUUUAUCCCAUUCCUGCAGGAUGUCGUGAACACACACAGCGGCCUAGCUUUUCUUAAAGAGGCGCCAGACUUUCACUCCAGAUACAUCACCACGGUAAUACAAAGGAUAUUUUAUAACGUGAACCGGUCAUGGACAGGAAAAAUCACAGGUUACGAACUCAGAAAAAGUAAUUUUCUCCAGAAUGUGGCGUUGUUGGAACAGGAGGAAGACGUAAACCAGUUGACGGAUUACUUUUCCUAUGAGCAUUUUUAUGUUAUUUACUGCAAGUUUUGGGAGCUGGACACGGAUCAUGAUCUCUAUAUUGACAAAAAAGACUUGGGACGACAUAACGACCAAGCUAUUUCCCGUAAAAUGAUUGACAGAAUAUUCUCAGGGACGGUAACGAGAGACAGACAGACGUACAAGGAGAGACGGCUAAGCUAUGCGGAUUUCGUUUGGUUUCUGAUCUCGGAGGAGGACAAAAAGACAGAAACGAGUAUAGAGUACUGGUUCCGCUGCAUGGACCUGGACGGCGACGGGGUCCUCAGCAUGUACGAGCUGGAGUAUUUCUACGACGAGCAGUGUCAGAAACUGGAAGCCAUGGCCAUCGAGCCGCUUCCGUUUGAAGACUGCCUCUGCCAAAUGCUCGACCUCGUCAAGCCCGAGGUCAAAGAAAAAAUCACACUCCGGGAUCUGAAGAGGUGCAAGCUCGCCCACGUAUUUUUCAACACAUUCUUCAAUAUUGAGAAGUACUUGGAACAUGAACAAAAGGACCCGUUUUAUGUUAUAAAGGAGGCGGAGUCUGAUAACCAGGACAUGUCCGACUGGGAAAAAUACGCGGCUGAGGAGUAUGAUAUUUUGGUUGCGGAAGAAGCAGCCAACGAGCAGUGCAACGAUGUAUACGACAAUCCUUUGCUCAUCUCCAGUGAACUGGGCUUCACAAAGAGACACUUCUUUGAGAUCCCCAGUCCCCACGGCGAUCUGGACGACUAUGAAUACGACGACGACUUUGAAUGACAGCACUGCAGUCGCAUUUUCUCAUAAUUCAACUGGGCAAAAUGGACACUUGCCCAAACAAAGUUGUACAAGGUCAAAACCAGUACAAACACAUGGUUAAAGCAGCACGUGAUCUUUAAAACACAACGUGCCUUGUGUCUCACUGUUUGAAAUCUGGCUCACUACAGUUUGGCUUCCAGCUCAUUUUAGUUGUGAAUUUUGUGCCACAAGUGAAUUACACUGACAUAAGCUAAGCCACAUUGUUUCACUCUAGAGUUUUUAUUUUCGACACAAACUCUGAUGCACAUGAUUGUUGUAGUAAAUGAAAUAAUAAUAAUGCUUCAUAUUGUACAGGGUCAUAUUUAUUUUGACAUGGAAGGUGUGAACAUGGUUUUUUAUUGUAAAACAAAUAUACUUGUAAAUAUCUCGUGUGUGUGUAGUGUUGUACAUGAUUUUAACUUUUCUAUGAAGUACUUUUGUAUGAAGUACUUU